Molecule: messenger RNA, 999 nt
Organism: Humulus lupulus (European hop)
Lineage: Eukaryota; Viridiplantae; Streptophyta; Magnoliopsida; Rosales; Cannabaceae
Exons: 1
Coding region: 1-999 (332 amino acids)
Source: RefSeq, a predicted model, not a curated record
AUGAAUGACAAAGAUCUGUCUCCGGGCGUGACCCUAAAUGAGGUUGUGAUGGGAAUGAUGGACGGUGAUGAAAUUCAGAAUGAUGGGCCAAAGGCACCUGAGAUGGCUACAUCUAGCUGGGCGGACAAAGUGGAGGCAGGAGAUUUUCAGGCAACGGCUCAAAAUCAUUGGCAACAAUUUACAUCGGGUAAGCUUUCCUUUUGUGAUCAGAAACUUGAAUAUGCUGAACCAUUGGUUAAAGAUGGUAAGAGGAUUGCUCCAAUUGAUAUUGAUGAAGUGAAAAGCCAAUCGGCUAACUGGAGUUCUGCUAUCAUUUGUAUGGUUCUUGGAGCAACUCCUCCAAUGGCUGUGUUUGAAGGAUUUACCAAGAUGGUUUGGGGUCAUCUAGGGAUUGCUCAAAUUGCUAGGAUGACAAUGGGUCUGAUUAUGGUCAAGUUUAAUGAUGAGGCUACUCGAGACCAUGUUUUGGAAAAUGGUAUCCUUCAUUUCGACAGAAAACCAUUGAUUAUUCGCCCAUGGGCAACUGAUUUAAGUGCUAUUCGUAUGAUCCGCUCAGUGCCUCUGUUGAUUAGAUUGCAUGAUCUAGGCCUUCAGUAUUGGGGAAGCAAAUGCCUUAGUGCACUAGUUAGUACAAUAGGCAAACCGACAAUGGUAGAUAAGUUUACUCGAGAAAGAUCUAGAGUUCAGUUUGCUAGGAUCCUGGUGGAGGUUAAAAUCACAGACAACCCUCCGCGGAUUAUUCAUUAUUGGAAUGAGCAAGGUCAGCUAGCGGAGCAAUGGGUGGACUAUGAAUGGUUGCCUGUCAAAUGUAAAAUGUGUGAUGGUUAUGGUCAUGCUAUGGCUGAAUGUCGCAAGGAGAUGAAGACUCAAUGGGUUAAGAAGGAUAAUCUCCCCAGAACCUCUCCUGAGGAAGGACGGGAUAAGGAAGAACAAAAUUUGGAUGUAAUACCAACUUUGCCUAAGGAGUUGGCUGAAGGCUCUACUGCAGCAGAGGGAUAG